This is a messenger RNA of Centropristis striata (black sea bass), 2650 nucleotides long. It is a transcript of the gene adrb3a, whose product is annotated as adrenoceptor beta 3a. The record is from RefSeq and is a predicted model, not a curated record. Gene Ontology annotation, biological process: norepinephrine-epinephrine-mediated vasodilation involved in regulation of systemic arterial blood pressure; adenylate cyclase-activating adrenergic receptor signaling pathway; positive regulation of heart contraction. Lineage: Eukaryota; Metazoa; Chordata; Actinopteri; Perciformes; Serranidae. Bases 416 to 1720 code for a protein of 434 amino acids. The transcript is spliced from 2 exons. Gene Ontology annotation, molecular function: norepinephrine binding; beta3-adrenergic receptor activity; beta1-adrenergic receptor activity. Gene Ontology annotation, cellular component: membrane.
GGCUCGUGCACGAUUCAGCGAAAACACUGCAAACUUCUCUAAUCCCAGUGGACUUAUUUAAAUGGACACAGCCGGAUUUUCUCAAGAAAAACUUUUUUUCACUUCACGUUUAUGUUUCCUGGAUCCAUGAAAGUGCUGCAACUCCAUGAACUAAUAUUGUUUCAGCUUUGUGGACAGUUUGGAUACAUCUUUUUGGAAAACAUGCUGCCGUUGCCUACACCAGAAAAACUUCCUCUUCUGGAAACAUGGAAAGCCACUACUGCCUUUUGAACUCUGACAAACAAGCUGUGAAAUGUAAGCAGUGACUGCAAAGUAAAGACAAACUCUUAUUUAGUGAGCAGGUUUAUGAUGCUUGUAAGGAGAGUGGAUUCUAUAGUUUUGUUAACUUUGACGUGAAAAACUUCAGCUUGUUAUAAUGGAUGGCAACCUGAGCAUCAACAGAACAGAGCCGUACCACGCUGCGGCAGGAUCCUGGAGCCUCAUCAUACUGGUCAUCAUCAUUCUGACUAUAGUGGUGGGAAACCUGCUGGUCAUCAUCGCCGUGGCUCGUACUUCACAGCUACAGACGACGACAAACAUUUUCAUUAUGUCCCUGUCUUGUGCAGACCUCAUCAUGGGGGUCCUCGUGGUGCCUCUGGGGGCAACUAUUGUGGUGACGGGUAACUGGCAGCUCAGUGACACAUUUUGCGAGUUCUGGACUUCUGUGGAUGUCCUGUGUGUGACGGCGAGCAUCGAGACGCUCUGCGUCAUAGCAGUGGAUCGAUAUAUAGCCAUUACGAGGCCGCUCCGAUACAAGGUUCUGCUCAGUAAGUGGCGUGCCAGGGUAAUAGUUUGCUUAGUGUGGGUUGUGUCCGCUUUAAUUUCCUUUGUACCAAUUAUGAAAGGGUAUUGGCGAGAUAAUGAUGAUAAAGCGGCGAAGGAGUGUUACGAUACCCCUACUUGCUGUGACUUUGUGACCAACAGGGCCUUUGCGAUUAUAUCCUCGAUAGUGUCUUUUUACAUUCCGCUGCUCAUAAUGAUAUUUGUGUAUGCAAAAGUCUUUCUAAUAGCCACACGGCAAGUCCAGCUCAUAGAUAAGAAUCGCAUGCGUUUCCAGAAUGAAUAUCCAAUAACACCAGUUGGCUCUCACAUAAACAAUAUACUGCCAACAUCGUGUGCAGGCAACCCAGUGCGAAGGAAGAGUGGCAAGCGAAGGCCGUCGCGGCUAAUGCUGGUCAAAGAGCACAAGGCCCUCAAGACUUUAGGAAUCAUCAUGGGGACCUUCACGAUCUGCUGGCUGCCGUUCUUUGUUGCCAACAUCAUUAACGCAUUUGAAAGAGACAUUCCCUCAGAGAGGAUUUUCCGACUGUUAAACUGGCUGGGUUACAUCAACUCUGGCCUCAAUCCCAUCAUCUACUGCAGGAGUCCGGAGUUUCGGACUGCGUUCAAGAACCUGCUGGGCUGUCCGUGGCUGUCCACCGUCUGGCUCAAUACUUUCUAUAAAGGGCUGCGGAGUCGCUGCUCCUGCUUCCUAUGGCAGGCUGAGACAGGCACAGCCGGCUCUUUCCAAAAGUCUCCAAGCAGUAGGACUGAGGGCAACGAGAGUCAGGCCAGUACUCAGGGAAGCAGCAAAAGUGAGGAGGCUUCUCCUGGUCCUCUGCAGUCCAACGGCAGCACACAGUUCAGCGACUUAUCAGAGCCAGAAACCAAAUUCUUUACAUUACAAGAAAAGGACGGAUGAACUGUAAAAUGUCAAGCUACUGAAGCAAACUAUGAUCCCCAACUGUGAUUCCCGCAAAGGCUGAGACCAAACAGCAGUGAAGACAAGCUGAAGACGAGUACAACCACCGGCCCUGGUAAAAGUAGCUUAACUGAGCUAACUACAUAAAAAGGACUGAAUUGACUGUAAUGGAGCAGAUGGUUUGGUCUGAACAGGCACUACUGGGACUGUGUCCAUGGACACGAGAUGGACUGCUGCUGCUCAGCACACCACAGCCAUUAGGUGACAACAAUCCUGAAUACUUAACUGCAAGUUUUAAAUGCAUUCCAGUUACCUUUGGACACAGUGUAUGUGGCCUGUGGUUUCAAAAAUGACAGCAUGAACUGAUGUUUUACAGUAUAUAUCUGGUAAGUUAUCUAUUUAUGAUACACUGAAUCUGUAGCAAAAUACAAACUUUCUCUAACUUAAUACAAGAACAUGGUUCUGGCAAGGUUAUAUUCACUGUCAUGGCACAAAGUUAUCAGCGUAACGUGCGAUAAACUAAAGGGCUGUGCUGUGCAUUUAAAUAUUCAAUUCUGGUGUCUGUUUUCAGUCUUAAUCUUUCUGUUUUCAGUCUGGGCUCUAUCCACACAAUAGUUAUUUCACAUAAAUCCCUCCAUCUAUGUUAAGUUAUACCAUGGCUAUGGAAAAUUUUCAUUUCUGAAUGGCUGGUGAAAUCUUGUAUCAGGACAACUCAAACAUAAUUCCUGUCAGCACUCAACCAUCAGUAUUGUGCAAGGUACAGUAUUAUAAACUGCAGGUGAUCAUAACAAAAACACUUCUGCUACAUGUUACCAGUUAACUCCCUACUUUUGGUCAGCGACCUUGAAAUAAGCUCAAUAACACACUCUGAAAUGUCUAAAUAUAAAAAAUAAUGGACUUGAUGGACCUCCAUGUCAUCCAUUAUUAUGC